AUGGAGGCACGGAUUCUAUCACGGAUUACUUUACCACCUACAGAGUUGUAGAAGAUAUAAGAGAGAGAUCCAACAGACAAUAAUCCUGCUACAGCAAAGAAGUCUUAUUAUGCAAGCUUUAUGGCUGACUUAUGUUGUUAAACGGUGAGUGUUUAUUCGCGAUUCAAAAAGCGCUCUAACUCAUUAGAAUUAGGGAAUUUGUAUUUUCUAAUAACUUCAUCUGAGUAGUCUUCCAAUUUAAGUCCUGUAUAGCUGAUAUUCAUUUUAUAUUUACUUAAUUUACUUUUAUUUUUUACUAAUUCCUUGCUUUUUGCUUUUUCUCUUUGA
Messenger RNA from Tetrahymena thermophila SB210, 327 nucleotides. Its product is annotated as transmembrane protein, putative. The record is from RefSeq and is a predicted model, not a curated record. The transcript has a single exon. NCBI's taxonomy places the organism in Eukaryota, Ciliophora, Oligohymenophorea, Hymenostomatida, Tetrahymenidae.